AUUCCCCCCCCCCCCCCGCAACGGCCAGACCGGCCAUGGGAAUGAUGAUUACUUGUUUGUAACCGAAUGAGAUUAUUUGCAGUUCUAACGUCACAUUUAUUUGGUUUCACAUUUGAUAUUCACAAUGAGUGAAUCAAAACGAAAGAGACCCAAAUCCUACUACAAAAAGUGUGCAGGGGGAGGCAAAAAGUUCAAGGCUGUGAAUGAUUUAGAUGCUGGCAUGAAAGGCUUCCUGGUCACGUGCAACAAGUAUGAGCGGGAGACUGUGAGAGAGAUGUAUAACAUCCUCAAUGAGUAUGCAGACACCCUGUAUGGACCAGAGACUGCCACAACAGAGAAGACAGAUGACUCCGAUGACAGUGGAGAGGAAGAGGAGGAGGACAUUGAGAAAGCUCUGGAAAAGGAGAGGUCAGAUAUCCUGAAACUGGCCAAGACAGAGAGGCGAUUUCAGAACACCAACACAAAGUUCAAGAACUUGAUUUUCAUCCGCACAGCAUUGGAGGAUCCAUGUGGACUGGCACAUCACAUCUUCACUGACAUGAUGGCCACACAUACACAGAAGGCCAGGUAUGCACAGAGAAUGAUUCCUGUGGACUUAACUUGCAAGGCAAACAUGAAAAACAUUGAACCUGCAAUGAAGGUUGUUUUGACACCUCAUUUUCAAACAGCAUUUGGUGUCGGACUAAGGUACACGUCUGUUUGUAAAAUCAGGAACAAUAACUCAAUUCAGAGAAUAGCAAUUUUGCCUAUGAUUGGUAGAUUAGUUAAUGAGAUGAAUCCUCUUCAUAGAUUGUGUCAUGAUGACUCAGAACUAGUCGUGAUUGUGGAAUUUAUUAGAAAUAUCUGUUGCUUGAGUGUGGUGAAGGAUUUCUUUACAUUUAGAAAAUACAAUUUUCAUGAAGUUAUUAAGACUGGAAAGUCAGAAACAGAAGGCAACAGAGAUCAGUCUAAAAGUGGCAAAGAAAAGUCUGAAGUUAUGAAGGAAAAUUCAGUUGAUGAGCUAAAUGUCCCAGAUGAUGGAGAUGGAAGAGAAGAUAUAUCAGAUGAAAAACCUGAAUCUGAGCAUAAAAUUGGGGACACUGCAAUCAGCAAUUUAGUUGAUGUGAAUGAUAAAACGGGUGAUCCAGAGAGUCAACCAGUUGUUGUUGGUAUUGAUCGUAAAGAUGUUGAAAAUGAUCGUCCUGCAAUUGAACAGCAGCUACUUGAUGGUAAUAGUAAUCCUGCAGUUGUAACGACAGAAUCAGCUGACGCUGAUGUUAGUUAGACUGGAACAUUAUCAGACAAGUGAAUGAAAAACUACACAUUUUGAUUAUAAUAACUUGAUAAUGCAUAAUUUUGUUAUUAAGUGCAUUUUGGUUCACAAGAUUUUGCUUAGAGAAUACAGCAUGAAGAUAUGUUUUUGUUUGAAAACAUGUUGUUUAUUGUUGAAGAAAUAAUGUUAUCGGCGGAAACUACCUUUGCUAUUGGUUAAGUAGUUCCCAAUAUUAAAAUCCUUACAGAUCUGGAAUGAUUGUUUGUGUGUAACUUUUUUUUUAUAUGAAAUUCAGUGAAAUUUUCUUCUAAAAGCUCAUAAUAUUUUAUGGUUAACAAUAAAAAUAUGUCUUAGAAAAUAUACAAUAAUGACUUAAAAGUUA
This is a messenger RNA of Dreissena polymorpha, 1634 nucleotides long. Its product is annotated as THUMP domain-containing protein 1-like. The record is from RefSeq and is a predicted model, not a curated record. Gene Ontology annotation, biological process: tRNA modification. NCBI's taxonomy places the organism in Eukaryota, Metazoa, Mollusca, Bivalvia, Myida, Dreissenidae. The coding region runs from base 125 to 1264 and encodes 379 amino acids. Gene Ontology annotation, molecular function: RNA binding. The transcript has 3 exons.